Messenger RNA from Sphenostylis stenocarpa, 879 nucleotides. The record is from the annotation of a GenBank genome assembly. Lineage: Eukaryota; Viridiplantae; Streptophyta; Magnoliopsida; Fabales; Fabaceae.
AUGGCAAAUAAGUACCAUGUUCGCUCAAUUAGUUUGCCCCCUAGAUCUCAUCCUAGCACCGUUAGAGUGGAGGAGGAGCUGAGCAAGCUAAAGACUUGGGAAGGAACAUCCACAUCCACCUCAGAGUCCAUUCACACUGGACUAUCCUUGCUUCAAGAUUUGUACCUUUCCUUGGAUGAUCUUCUCAACAUGGCAUCCACCCAACAAGUGAUUUCUCUCCACAAAUGUGACAAGUGCGUGGACGAGGUUUUGGAUGGUUCUAUGAGAAUUUUGGAUAUAUGUGGCAUCACGAGGGACACCAUGCAGCAAAUUAAGGAAAUUGUCCAAGCCCUUCACUCUUCCCUUCGAAGAAGAAAUCGAAAAGGAGACUCGAGUUUUGAGACCAGUGUGACCGAGUACAAGUUGUUCACCAAGAAGAUGAAGAAGAAUUCCAAUAAGUUGAUCACAUCAUUGAAGCAGAUGGAUGGCAAAUUUGGGGUAUCCCCACUUCUGGAUCUUGAUCACCACCUGGCUGCUGUGAUUAGAGUGCUUAGGGAAGUCAUUAUAAUCAACUUGUUAGUCUUCCAAUUUAUUUUGUCAUUCUUGACCGCGUCUUCAUCGAAUUCAAAGGCAACCAAAUGGUUGGUUGUGGCAAAAUUGAUGCACAAGGGGGUCAAAUCAUGGGAAGACAACUCCGGGAAUGUGAACGAGUUGCAGUGUGUUGAAACAGCUUUGAGUACCCUUCUGAAUGAGGGCACUGAUGAUGAGAAGAUGCAGGUAGCACAUGAAAGAUUGGAGGCUUUGAAGAAUGCCAUUGAAAGAAUUGAGAACAGUUUAGAGAGUGUGUUUAGGCGCUUGAUUAAGACCAGAGCUUCUCUUCUGAACAUAAUCUCCCAAUAG